Messenger RNA from Cryptomeria japonica (Japanese cedar), 423 nucleotides. RefSeq lists its product as uncharacterized. The transcript has a single exon. Bases 1 to 423 code for a protein of 140 amino acids. Lineage: Eukaryota; Viridiplantae; Streptophyta; Pinopsida; Cupressales; Cupressaceae. The record is from RefSeq and is a predicted model, not a curated record.
AUGGCUAAGUGUGAAUUCUUUAAGACCGAGAUCAAGUACCUUGGGCAUGUCAUUUCAGCAGAGGGUAUUGUAGUGGAUCCCUCUAAGAUCCAAGCUAUUCUUGAGUGGCCUACACCUACUAAUGUAUCAGAGGUUCACAAUUUUAUGGGUUUGGUAGGUUAUUAUCGAAGGUUUGCUCGGGGGUUCUCUAUGAUUUCUCAUCCCAUCACUUCCCUGCAGAGAAAAGGGAAGAAAUUUGUUUGGUCAGAGAAGUGUCAAGAAGCCUUUCAUAAUCUUAAGGAGAAGUUGAUUAGUGCACCUAUUCUGGCAGUUCCUGAUCCAUCUGGUGAUUUCUUGGUUUGUACAGAUGCGUCAUUGGAAGGUUUAGGUGUGGUGUUGAUGUGGGAUGGGAGAGUGAUUUCUUAUGAGUACUGUAAAAUUUAA